UUUCGUUUACAGGAAGCGGAAGUGCAUCUGCCCCGCAGGAGGUGAUGCCGGGACCCGAGCGGCGGCAGCAAAACGUCCCGAAACGGGGAAGCCUUCCCCAGGUUAUGAAGGAGAAGGCUCUGUCUGCAGCAUCCAUGCCUGUCCAACGGGCACCGAGUGAAGUGUGUGGAGACUCCAACAAUGUCAGUCAUAGAAAUGACGUUGAACUGACCGAACUCCUGGAGGAGAAAUCUGAUUCCCAGGCCGGAGGAGAUUCAGCAGCGGGCAUGGAAUUCCAAACUGACUCAACAACACAGCCUGAGGAAGAAGAGGAAGAGGAGGUGCGAGUGCUGACUCUGCCACUGCAGGCCCAUCAUGCAAUGGAGAAGAUGGAGGAGUUUGUAUACAAGGUUUGGGAGGGUCGUUGGCGGGUAAUCCCUUAUGAUGUACUCCCAGACUGGCUGAAGGACAAUGAUUAUUUGCUGUAUGGGCACAGGCCACCAAUGCCAUCAUUCCGAGCCUGUUUCAAGAGUAUCUUCAGGAUCCACACAGAGACUGGGAACAUCUGGACACAUCUGCUGGGUUUUGUCUUCUUCCUGGGCCUGGGAAUUCUGACCUUGCUGAGGCCAAACAUGUACUUCAUGGCCCCUCUGCAGGAGAAGGUCGUCUUUGGCAUGUUCUUCCUGGGAGCUGUUCUUUGCCUCAGCUUCUCCUGGCUCUUCCACACGGUCUACUGUCACUCUGAGAAAGUUUCCAGAACGUUCUCCAAACUGGACUAUUCUGGAAUCGCCUUGCUUAUCAUGGGGAGCUUUGUGCCCUGGUUAUAUUACUCCUUUUACUGCUCUCCCCAGCCCCGACUCAUCUACCUCGGCAUUGUUUGUGCUCUGGGAAUAUCAGCCAUCAUUGUCGCUCAGUGGGAUCGAUUUGCCACUCCCAAACAUCGGCUGACAAGAGCAGGUGUGUUUCUUGGUCUUGGCCUGAGUGGAAUUGUCCCCACUCUCCAUUUUACGAUCGCUGAGGGGUUUGUCAAAGCCACAACUGUUGGACAGAUGGGCUGGUUCUUCCUGAUGGCUGCAAUGUACAUCACCGGGGCUGGGUUAUAUGCUGCCCGGAUUCCAGAACGAUUCUUCCCCGGCAAAUGUGAUAUAUGGUUCCAGUCACAUCAGCUAUUCCACGUUCUGGUGGUAGUCGCAGCCUUUGUUCACUUCCAUGGCGUUUCCAACCUGCAGGAAUUCCGAUAUGGGCUGGAAGGAGGCUGCACAGAUGACUCCCUCCUCUGAGACCUAGGACUGCUGCACAGAGUUCUCAAACAACACAGCCUGAAGUGCAUUGAAACUUUUCUCUUCAUUUUAUUUCUUUUUUUCUAAGAACAAAUAAAAAACACCAUUCCCUACUUGCCAUCCCUCAUCUCAGAAACAAAAGAAAGCAAAAUGGACAGCUUCUUUUGUCACUGCACACUUGAUUGGGGUGAGGGUUGGAGAGAGGGCAGAGUUGCUGAGAGAGAGAGGCUGGGCAAAUAUUUACUGAGGUUACCUUUGUAUUACAUGCCCCAACCACUGUCACUUUUGUUGAAGGGACCCCCAUUGAGGAGGUUGGGAAUUCCAGCCAGCCAGCUCUUCCACAUGUGGCAUAAGCCCAGCCUCGCAGAACUGUGACCCAUUUAUGCAAGAAACCACUUGCCCAGGCUGAGGUUGGAAUAAUCCCUAGCAAAUAUCCUGGGAAUGGCCCGUGUCCAGUCAACACUGACUGACUGAACGAACACUUCGAGAUCCAAUUAUGUCACUCAUUCUGCUCAGCUCCUUUCUCUCAGCUGCUGAAAUUGUUUAGGAAGGACAGUGUGUGUGGUGGGAAGUGAAACCUAGCAGUAUGGUAGCUGUGAUGUGCGGGCACUUUAUAUUCAGUGAUGUAUGUGGAACACAGUAUUUAUUUUAAGGGGUUUUCUGAUUGCCUUUAUAGACAUGUACAUUUCUUCACGGGCAUUGUAAAUUAAAUCUUAGGGGAGGGGCAGUCCUGUUGUAUAUAGAUGUAGAUGAGUCAAUCUGUAUCCUGCAAUAAAAACUUUGGUUUAGACUGA
Messenger RNA from Hemiscyllium ocellatum (epaulette shark), 2053 nucleotides. RefSeq names its product adiponectin receptor protein 1-like. Gene Ontology annotation, molecular function: signaling receptor activity. The record is from RefSeq and is a predicted model, not a curated record. Gene Ontology annotation, biological process: adiponectin-activated signaling pathway. The transcript is spliced from 8 exons. Lineage: Eukaryota; Metazoa; Chordata; Chondrichthyes; Orectolobiformes; Hemiscylliidae. The coding region runs from base 45 to 1259 and encodes 404 amino acids. Gene Ontology annotation, cellular component: plasma membrane.